Otolemur garnettii (small-eared galago) is the source of this 3185-nucleotide messenger RNA. It is a transcript of the gene RHPN2, whose product is annotated as rhophilin Rho GTPase binding protein 2. The record is from RefSeq and is a predicted model, not a curated record. NCBI's taxonomy places the organism in Eukaryota, Metazoa, Chordata, Mammalia, Primates, Galagidae. Gene Ontology annotation, biological process: signal transduction; negative regulation of stress fiber assembly. The coding region runs from base 55 to 2115 and encodes 686 amino acids. Gene Ontology annotation, molecular function: protein binding. The transcript has 15 exons.
CCGCCGCUCGCGGCCGCAGAGCUUCAGUCUGAGCUCCGCGCCCGCGCUGCCAGCAUGACCGAUACCCUGCUGCCUGCGGCCCCCCAGCCGCUGGAGAAGGAGAGCGACGGCUACUUUCGGAAGGGUUGUAACCCCCUUGCACAAACUGGCCGGAGCAAACUGCAGAAUCAGAGAGCUGCUCUGAACCAGCAGAUCCUGAAAGCAGUGCGGAUGAGGACGGGUGCUGAAAACCUUCUGAAAGUAGCCACCAACCAGAAGGUGCGGGAGCAAGUGCGGCUGGAGCUGAGCUUUGUCAACUCCGACCUGCAGAUGCUCAAGGAGGAGCUGGAGGGGCUGAACAUCUCGGUGGGCGUCUAUCAGAGCACAGAGGAGGCAUUUACCAUUCCCCUGAUUCCUCUUGGACUGAAGGAAACAAAAGAUGUGGACUUCUCAGUCGUCCUCAAGGAUUUUAUCCUGGAACAUUACAGCGAAGACAGCUAUUUAUAUGAAGAUGAAAUUGCAGAUCUUAUGGAUCUGAGACAAGCUUGCCGGACGCCCAGCCGGGACGAGGCCGGGGUCGAACUGCUCAUGGCUUACUUCCUGCAGCUGGGCUUCGUGGAGAGCCGCUUCUUCCCGGCCACGCGGCAGAUGGGCCUCUUGUUCACCUGGUAUGACUCCCUCACUGGGGUUCCGGUCAGCCAGCAGAACUUGCUUCUAGAGAAGGCCAGUGUCCUGUUCAAUAUCGGUGCCCUGUACACCCAGAUUGGGACCCGGUGCGAUCGGAAGACACAAGCUGGGCUGGAGAGCGCCGUAGAUGCCUUUCAGAGAGCUGCAGGUGUUUUAAACUAUCUGAAAGAGACGUUUACCCAUACUCCAAGUUACGACAUGAGCCCCGCCAUGCUCAGUGUGCUCAUCAAAAUGAUGCUGGCACAAGCCCAAGAAAGCGUGUUUGAGAAAGUCAGCCUUCGUGGGAUCCGGAACGAAUUCUUCACUCUGGUGAAGGUGGCACAGGAGGCUGCCAGGGUGGGAGAGGUCUACCAGCAGCUGCAUACCGCCAUGAGCCAGGAGCCGGUCAAAGAGAACAUCCCCUAUUCUUGGGCCAGCCUGGCCUGCGUGAAGGCUCAUCACUACGGGGCCCUGGCCCAUUACUUCACUGCCACUCUCCUCAUUGACCACCAGUUGAAGCCAGGUGCAGACGAGGACCACCAGGAGAAGUGCCUGUCCCAGCUCUAUGACCACAUGCCAGAGGGGCUGACACCCUUGGCCACGCUGAAGAACGAACAGCAGCGCCGACAUCUGGGCAAGUGCCACCUGCGCACGGCCAUCGCCCAUCACGAGGAGUCCCUGCGGGGGGUCAGCCUGUGCAAGAAGCUGCGCAGCAUCGACCUGCUGCAGGACGUGCUGUCCGCGGCCCACCAGUGCUCCCGGCUCAAGUACGCGCAGUACCAGGAGGACGAUGACCUGCUGAGCCUGACCGACGCUCCCAGUGUUGUGUCUAAAACUGAGCAAGAGGUUGAGAUUAUAUCACCCCAGUUCUCCAAGGUGACAGUAACGGACUUCUUCCAGAAGCUGGGCCCCUUAUCUGUGUUCUCGGCCAACAAGAGGUGGACACCUCCUCGAAGCAUUCACUUCACUGCAGAAGAAGGGGACCUGGGGUUCACCUUGAGAGGGAACGCCCCAGUUCAGGUCCACUUCCUGGAUCCUUACUGCUCUGCUGCACUGGCAGGAGCCAAGGAGGGAGAUUACAUUGUUUCCAUUCAAGGCGUGGAUUGCAAGUGGCUGAAGGUGAGCGAGGUGAUGAAACUGCUCAAGAGCUUUGGCGAGGAUGAGAUCGAGAUGAAGGUUGUCAGCCUCCUGGACUCCACGUCGUCCAUGCAUGGUAAGUGUGCCACAUACUCGGUGGGGAUGCAGAAAACCUACUCCAUGAUCUGCUUGGCCAUUGAGGACAAUGAUAAAACUGACAAAACCAAGAGAAUCUCCAAGAAGCUUUCCUUCCUGAGCUGGGGCACCAGCAAGAACAGGCAGAAGUCGGCCAGCACCUUGUGUCUCCCUUCAGUUGGGGUGUCCAGGCCUCAGAUCAAGAAGAAGCUCCCCUCCCCUUUCAGCCUUCUCAACUCUGACAGUUCUCUGUACUAAUUUGAGGAAACGGAAAUGUUCCAUUAGUGGUGCUGACGGGGCCUUAAAAACUUGUGCCAUAAUGGAAAAUACCUAAAUGUUGUCAGAUCUCACUUUUUUAUGGUAUAAAUAUGCAUUUCGUGAUUUUUUGAUGAACGAACUUAACAAGUGAUACUCCUCAAAGGAAGAGAAAAUUUCCUUAGGAGUGUCGCUAUUGCUGCGAGUUAUUUAUUAUAUAAAGUAUUGUAAAUAGGAUAGAGUUGAAAAUAUGGCUAUUUUUAGUGGUUAGAGUUAUGGAUUUAGUGACUAUCAGAGUUAAAUUGGGGUAAUGCACAUUAGGACUGUUUGUAAUUGUUUCCAGGUGUGGGUGAUAAUUAUUCCUUAGUCUAGAAUUCAAAUUGACCCCUGAAUUAAGGCAGUUCAGAGGACUAGAAUGGUAGAAUUAGGGUCUCUAAAAACUGUUCCAAAGAGCAGCUUCCGAACAGGAAUUAUUUAACCUACAACAAGGAGAUGUUACUAUUAAUAUCUAUAUGAUAUCCGUACUAUUUCUAGAUAAAGUCUAGUGCCAAAUUUGUCUUUACUUAUUAAAGAAAAACGACGUUAGGAGCAGCUUUCCCUGUAGUGUGUGUCGUUUAAACGUUGCUAACACAGCGUCCGUGUUAGGUGAAGAUCCUGUCUACAAGGUAGAUAACAUACUGUUUGAUACUCAAAACACUUUUCAUUUUGUUUAAAGUAGGAGGUAUAUAAUUGUAUUACUCUAAGUUGGGUAAAAAAGGAGUUUUACAUUUUGUAAGGUAAAAAUGUAAAUGAUUCAAGUUUAAAGCUCUGUUUGACUUUCUUAAGCGACAUUCUUACUAAUUGAUUUGUUAUAUGCUGGAUGACACUGUGACUCUAGUUAAGAUUCACUGUUGACAUAGUAUAAGUUAUAUGGCUGAAAAAACAGCCUUGAAAUCUGAUUUUGAGAAUUAACAAUGUAAGUAUUUUUUAUUGUGCAAUAUCUUAAGGGAAGCAGCCACCUUUGGGGAAGAGUAUCCACUGGUCCUAGGGCCAUGUUUGUAUAAAUAUUUAAAUAAACACAUUCACUCACCUGA